This is a messenger RNA of Paramecium pentaurelia, 555 nucleotides long. NCBI's taxonomy places the organism in Eukaryota, Ciliophora, Oligohymenophorea, Peniculida, Parameciidae. The record is from the annotation of a GenBank genome assembly.
AUGUAAAAAAUAGUUUUGAUAUUUACAAUUGUAACAUUAAGCUUAGCUAUUGAUGCUGUAGAUGACUUUGAUGUUGAAUCUUAUCUUGGUGAUUGGUUUGAGGUUGCUAGUAGUCCUUGGGUUUAUACAACAUAAGAGAAAAAUGGAUUUUGUACUAGAGCUAGAUAUGGUACUUUAGCCAGUGGAGAUAUUAGUGUUUAUAAUAUCUAAAGAUAUGGAGCUGGUGAUGGACCAAUAAGAUUUAUUGAAGGAUAUGCAAAAAUACCAGAUUUGAAAUAAAAAGGCAAAUUAAAGGUGUUUUUAAAUAAAGGAGAAGUAGUUGGAGGAGAUUAUUGGAUAAUUGAAUUAGGACCAGUUAUUAAUAAGCAAUAUUAAUGGGCUAUAGUUAGUGAACCUGAAAUGUUAUUAAUGUGGGUUUUAUCUAGAAAUCCUUAAUAAUAUAGAGAGGAAUAUGAAGAUUAUGUGAGAGAUAGAGUAAGUGCUUUGGGAUUUAAUGGUGUUUUGAAUUAGUAUGUUCCUAGAUUUUUCGAUAAAUGUGUGCCAUAUGAUGAUUGA